Molecule: messenger RNA, 2391 nt
Organism: Salvelinus namaycush (lake trout)
Lineage: Eukaryota; Metazoa; Chordata; Actinopteri; Salmoniformes; Salmonidae
Product: fidgetin-like
Exons: 1
Coding region: 9-2231 (740 amino acids)
Molecular function (GO): ATP hydrolysis activity; ATP binding; microtubule severing ATPase activity
Source: RefSeq, a predicted model, not a curated record
GCCUAAAGAUGCAGUGGACCCCAGAGCAUGCACAGUGGGCUGAGCAGCACUUUGAUAUCUCCUCCACCACACGCUCUCCUGCACACAAAGUGGAGGCCUACCGGGGGCACCUGCAGCGCACCUAUCAGUACGCCUGGGCCAACGACGACAUCUCUGCACUCACCGCCUCCAACCUGCUGAAGAAAUACGCAGAGAAGUACUCUGGGAUUUUAGAGGGUCCGAGUGAGCGAGCGCUGCUCUGCUCCUAUUCCGAUGGCACUCCUGGACUCCUGAAUGGACGUAAGUCAGAGAGUGAGUCCUGGCAGGAGGGGAUUUACCCAAUGAACUGCGCUCCAGAUGUUAUAUCUGUGAGCAAAUCUGGAAUGACAGCUGCCCUUCCCCCAACAGACGUGUCGGCCAGCAUAGGUAGCACCCCAAGGGGGGCCAGCAGCUUGACCGAGCCCAGCUAUUCCAGCAGUAACUGUGGGAGUCACACAGCCACCAGUCUACACUCUGGUCUGUCCUCUCAGGAAUACGCUACGGGUUACAAUGGCUCCUACCUGCACUCUAGUUACAGCGGGCAGACCGCCUCAGGCCUCCCCUCUCCAUUGCACAAUGCUGGUCUCCUACAACCCCCGCCCCCACCCCCACCACCUCCCCCUACUCUAGUGCCCAGCUACAACGCGGGGUCUCCCAACCUCUCCAACUACAAUUAUCCUCCGACAGGGUAUCCCCCACAGACAGCUGUUGCCCCUAGCUAUAGCCCUGGGGGAGCUCCACCUCCCUCUGCCUAUCUGCCAUCAGGCAUCGCAGCUCCCACGCCCCUACCCCCCUCUACACUCCCUGGCUAUACCUACCAGUCCCAUAACCAUGCACCAAUUGCACCAACACCUUUGAAUGGCAGCUCAGCCAACUCAUUGAAAAGAAAAGCUUUCUACAUGACGGGGCAUGGAGAUAUGGACUCCAGCUAUAGUAAUUUCAACUACAACCAACAGCGCUCCUCACAAAGCCCUAUGUACAGAAUACCAGACAACAGCAUCUCAGACUCAAGCAGAGGGAAUGGAUUUGACAGGAAUGCUGAUCCGUCAUCUUUAGCAUUUAAGCACACGAAGCAGCCAAUAUCCUCAGAUCAGCAAAGAAAAUGUUGCAGUCAGUCUGGCCGAGCAUUAACCCCUCCCUCCUAUGGAUCAACCAAAAGCUCUGUGGGAGGCCUGAGAUCGGGCGAGUCCUUUGGAAAGUUUGGAACCCCCAUAAUGAGUGAUCACAGUGAAGAGCAUAGACAGCUCCUCUCCCAUUCCAUAGCAGGGUCGGACAUUGGCAGCGCUACCUCAUCCAGCCACACCGCAGAGGAGCAGCUGAAGAACAGUGAUGCCAACCUCGUGGAGUUGGUCACCACAGAGAUCCUUCAGCCCGGUCCCCCAGUAGACUGGAAUGACAUUGCAGGUCUGGAGCUGGCCAAAGCAGCCAUCAAAGAAGAGAUUCUGUGGCCCAUUUUGAGGCCAGACAUGUUCAGUGGACUUGCCACAUUACCUCGGAGCCUCCUUCUCUUCGGACCUCAGGGAACAGGCAGAACACUGUUGGGCCGCUGCAUGGCCAGCCAGCUGGGGGCUGCCUUCCUGCGGCUCAGUGGCUCAGCCCUGGUGACCAAGUGGCUGGGAGAGGGAGAGAAGAUUGUCCAGGCCUCCUUCCUGGUAGCCAGGUGUCGCCAGCCCUCAGUGGUGUUCAUCAGUGAGGUGGACAUGCUGCUGUCGGCCCAGCUCAGCGAGGAGAGCCCAGUGAAUAGGAUCAAGAGCGAGCUCCUCAUGCAGCUGGACAGUGUGCUGACCACAGCCGAGGACCACGUCCUGGUGGUGUGCUCCUCCAGUAAGCCUGAAGAGAUCCAAGAGUCCCUGAGGAGGUACUUCACCAAACGGCUUCUCAUCCCCCUACCUGACAGCACAGCACGACACCAGAUAAUCAGCCAACUGCUCUCACAGCACAACUAUUUCCUCAGUGACAAAGAGUUGUCACUGCUGGUCCAGCGGACGGAGGGUUUUUCGGGACUGGACGUGGCACGGCUGUGCCAGGAGGCAGUAGUAGGACCGAUACAUGGCAUCCCAGCUUCUGACCUCUCAGCCAUCCAUCCCAGCCAGAUGAGACCAGUCUCUUACCAAGACUUUGACAAUGUAUUUAGCAAAUUCCAGUCCAACAUAUCCCAAAAAGAACUGGACACAUACACCGAAUGGAAUAAAAUGUUUGGUUGCAGUCAAUGAAACUGAAGCAUUCGAACAUGUGGGAAGGAAACCCCUUUCAGAAGGAUACCGUUUAGAAUUCUCAGUAAACAGGAAGUGGACAAGAGAAUAAUACAGGUAGUGGUGACUUUAACACCUGCAGUACAGUAAAGGCGUAAAGGUAGGCCUUAGAGAAGCAGAG